Messenger RNA from Ruditapes philippinarum (Manila clam), 7125 nucleotides. Its product is annotated as RE1-silencing transcription factor-like. Gene Ontology annotation, biological process: positive regulation of protein ubiquitination; regulation of cell cycle; negative regulation of apoptotic process. Gene Ontology annotation, cellular component: nucleus; cytoplasm. The record is from RefSeq and is a predicted model, not a curated record. NCBI's taxonomy places the organism in Eukaryota, Metazoa, Mollusca, Bivalvia, Venerida, Veneridae. Gene Ontology annotation, molecular function: ubiquitin protein ligase activity; cysteine-type endopeptidase inhibitor activity involved in apoptotic process. The coding region runs from base 244 to 1620 and encodes 458 amino acids. The transcript has 9 exons.
UAUUUGAUGGUGUUCAACCUAUAAAACAACUUUUUAGUGGCGUUCGAUACCCGCGGAGUUUGUCAGUGAUUUUUUUCAUGGAAAUUGAAGACUUUUUUUAUCAAUAUUUACGUACAAAAGUGAUAGUAUUUUUACAACAGAUGAAUGUGAAACAACCUGUUGGACGACCAUUUAUUCAGAACUGUUUGAGAACAGACUUACCUUAAAUAAUUUCAAAAUAAAAUUUAGAUAGAAAUACUUGGGAUGAGCACAGGAUCUAUAGAACAGUCGGUUUCAGGAAGCUUAGUGCGUAGGGGGCUGAUUAGGGAUAACCAGAUGCAAGGUCUUCAAGGGGUACGAACCUCAAAUGGAAAUCAAGUUUCGACGCCUGGGCAAUCUCGUCCGACAGGAGCUCAAACCCAGUCCCCUAGGUCACUUUUUACAGAUAUUCCGAAAGGAUUGACUAGAAACAAUGUAACACUUGAAGGAGGUGGGAACUUUGAAGACGGUCGAGAAUACACCAUACGUGACAGUUUAGGGAAUUCAGCAGUAAUGACUUGGAAAAACGGAAAGUUUUGUUGCCGAAAUGAAGUGAAUGGAGUUACUUCAUUCCAAACCAUAACACAGAAUAAUGUGGUUCUCGAAGGCGGUGGACAUUUCAAAGCUGGCGAGAGAUAUCUUGUUAGAGAUCGAAAUGGAAACUCGGCUCAAAUGGUGUGGGAAAAUGGAUCGUUGAAGGCAGUUCCUAAAAGUACAGUGCCGAAUGAUUCGCAGACAAGUGGCGGCAAUAAUAAUUCAAUGGGCAGUGGUCAAAAUCAGGGAAAGAGCGCAAGUGCGGUUCUCAGGAGGCACAUAAUUGAUUCCCAGGCAUUAUUGCGUAGAAGUCUUAUCAGGGAUAAUCAAGGACAAACUGGACAAAGGAUGCCAAUUAGGUCAACUGGACAAGCUCAACAAACAGGUAUGCCACCACCCCCAGCUCCUCCUAUGAACCCCACAUCUACAUCACAACAAAUGGGAGGCUAUCCACCUCAGCCCCCAUUAUCACAGCAGUCAAAUAUGGGCGGACCUCCGCCUGGAAUGGGACCGCCUCCAGGAAUGAGACCGCCGCCUCCUAGUUGGAGAGGUCCGCCUCCACGAGGACCUCCUCCGCCUUUUGGUCAUUCAAGUGGACAGCAGGGAAAUUUAAGUGCUCAUCAUAGUAUAAAAAGUCUUGAAUUGGUUAAGUUAAUGAAACAAGUGUUGAAUAUGGGGUAUAAAAUGGAAAUGGUGAAACUUGUUGCUAAACAUCUAACGAAAGGAGGAACUGUAGUUCCAGAUCUAAACCUGUUUAUUGAUGCCAUGGAAAAGGUUAGGAACCAACAAGAAAAAGCAGCUGCCAUAAAUAAACCAGGUGCUACUGGGUUUUCACAGAACAUUAGCAAUAGUAACCGAGCUGGGACUUCAGGUGCUUCCAAAAUGGAAGAUGAAUAUCAUAAACUGAAAGAACAAAGACAGUGUAAGAUCUGCAUGGAGAAGGAUAUUGAGAUAACGUUUGUUCCAUGUGGACAUUUUGCUACGUGUGAACCUUGUGGAAAACCUCUACGUACAUGCCCAAUAUGCAGACAGUCAGUGAAAUCCUUCAUUAAGACAUUUAUGUCAUAAGCUCGUGUCAGGUGUGUCAAAUCCUUCAUGAAGACAUUUAUGUCAUAAGCUCGUGUCAGGUGUGUCAAAUCCUUCAUUAAGACAUUAAUGUCAUAAGCUCAUUACACAUGUCAAAUAUGUUGACAGACAAGUCAAAUCCUUCAUUAAGACAUUUAUGUCAUAAGCUUGUUACAUGUGACGGUGUCAAAUAAUUAUGUAAACAGAAUGUCAAAUCUUUUAUUAAGACAUUUAUGUCAUGAUCUCGUAACAUGUGUCAAAUAUCAUUAAGACAUUUAUGUCAUAAGCUUGUAACAUGUGUCAAAUAUGCUGACAGACAGUCAUAUCCUUCAUUAAAACAUUUAUGUCAUCGUUAAUUAUUUAUGUCAUAAACUUUUAACACAUGUCAAAUAUGCUGACAGUCAAAUUAUAAAACUACAACAUUUCAUUUUGGUUGAAAGAAAUGUAGAUGUUGUUCAGUGUUUGAAAUGCAGUUUAUUAAAGGCACAUUACGGCUGAGAGAUCCAUAAUUUUUUUAAUUGUUUAGGAAUUUCAAACAUGUGUUUAAUAUUGUUUAAAAAUGGAUCAAGAGCAUGUUAGACGAUUUACAACUGAAAAGUAGGGUUGCAGUUAUGUAUCAUAAUUUUAGCAAAAUGUAAACAAAAGUAGUAUUUUGACUUCUGUACAAAAUAGUAAUUAUGCCCCCAUUUCGAAGAAAAGGGGGUAUAUUACUUUGCACUUGUCGGUCCGUUGGUCUGUCGGUCCGUAGACCAAAUGGUUUCCGAGUGAUAACUAAAGAACCCUUAGGCCUAGGAACUUCAAACUUGGUAUGGUGAUUGGUCAUGACCAGUAGAUGACCCCUAUUGAUUUUGGGGUCAAAGGUCAAGGUCACAUUGACCUUGUAAGCAAAAACGGUUUCCGAUCAAUAACUAAAGAACCUUAAGGCCUAGGAACUUCAAACUUGGUAUGGUGAUUGGCCAUGAACAGUAGAUGACCCCUAUUGAUUUUGGGGUCAAGGGGUCAAAGGUCAAGGUCACAUUGACCUUGUAAGCAAAAACGGUUUCCGAUCAAUAACUAAAGAACCUUAAGGCCUAGGAUUUUCAAACUUGGUAUGGUGAUUGGUCAUGAACAGUAGAUGACCCCUAUUGAUUUUGGGGUCAAGGGGUCAAAGGUCAAGGUCACAUUGACCUUGUAAGCAAAAACGUGUUCCGAUCAAUAACUAAAGAACUUUAAGGCCUAGGAACUUCAAACUUGGUAUGGUGAUUGGUCAUGAUCAGUAGAUGACCCCUAUUGAUUUUGGGGUCAAAGGUCAAGGUCACAUUGACCUUGUAAGCAAUAACGGUUUCCGAUCAAUAACUAAAGAACUUUAAGGCCUAGGAACUUCAAACUUGGUAUGGUGAUUGGUCAUGAUCAGUAGAUGACCCCUAUUGAUUUUGGGGUCAAGGGGUCAAAGGUCAAGGUCACAUUGACCUCUUGGGUAAAACGGUUUCUGAUCAAUAACAAAAGAACCCUUAGGCCUAGGAACUUCAAACUUGGUAUGGUGAUUGGUCAUGACCAGCAGAUGACCCCUAUUGAUUUUGGGGUCAAGGGGUCAAAGGUCAAGGUCACAUUGACCUCUUGGGUAAAAACGGAACUUCAAACUUGGUAUGGUGAUUGGUCAUGACCAGUAGAUGACCCCUAUUGAUAUUGGGGUUAAGGGGUCAAAGGGCAAGGUCACAUUGACCUUGUAGGUAAAAAUGCUUUCAAAUCAAUAACUUAAGAACCCUUUGGCCUAGGAACUUCAAACAUGGUAUGGUGAUUGGUCAUGACCAGCAGAUGACCAAUUGAUUUUGGGGUCAAGGGGUCAAAGGUCAAGGUCACAUUGAGGUUGUAUGUUAAAACGGUUUCCGAUCAAUUAACUAAAAACGCUUAGGCCUAGGACCUUCAAACUUUGUAUGAUGAUUGGUCGUGACCAGCAUAUGACCCCUAUUGAGUUUUGGGUCAAGGGGUCAAAGGUUAAGGUCAUGACCAGUAGAUACUUGAUAACCCUUAUUAAUUGUUUGAUCACUGGGUCAGAAGUCAUGCAUAAUAACCUUAUCACAUGACUAAUUGGCUGCUGAUAGUGGGCAUACAUGUUUUACAAACAUAUCUUGUUCAAUAUAAUUAUACCAAUUGCUAAGAAAGCAAAAGGAGCAAAGAUAAUUCAUCUAUAUGGCAAAUGAGUAUUUAUUAAUGAAAUUGUAAUAUGAUAGCAAAAAAUAAAAGGUUUUGAGAAAUGAUUCUGAUUUCUGAGGCAUAAUGGGUCUUUAACCCAUAUUUACAACAACAAAAAAUAGUUCCCAAGGCUUUAUGUGCCUUCAAAAAUUACUGAUAUUUGAUUUUCUCAUAAAUGUAUAUUGCUUUUUUAUGACUUAUUAUUUCUGUUAUGAAUUGUAUUUGAUAUUAUAAAAGUUAGUGUUUCCAAGUUGUGACUUUGAAUUAUUUUUGUUUCAUUUGUUAGGGGUGUCUGUGGCUGAGUGGUUAAGGUUGUUGACUGUAAAUCACUUUCCCCUAACUGAUGUGUGUUUAAAUCCUGCCAGGUUUUAUCAAUUCUAACAUGUUGAGAAGUUGUGUUUGUUUGUUUUGGCCAAAGAGCUUUCAGGCUGUAUAAAAUGUAACUGCAAGUAAGUUAUGGGUGUGAGGGAGUUUUAGAAGUAUGAGCCGUGUCAUGACAAAACCAACAUAAUGGGUUUUCGACCAGCAUGGAUCCAGACCAGCCUGCGCAUCCGCACAGUCUGAUCAGGAUCCAUGCUGUUCGCUUACAAACCCUAUAACAAGUAGAGGAUCUGAUAGCGAACAGCAUGGAUCCUGAUCAGACUGCGCGGAAACCCACUAUGUUGGUUUGUCGUGACACGGCUCAUAUGUUCCAUAUUCCCUUUUAUUGUGAAUUUAUUUUUUUUGAUUAGAAUAGAUAUUCCCUUAUGAUUUUGAAUUUAUUUUGUUUGAUUAGAAUAGAUUUUCCUUUUUUAUUUUGAAUUAAAUUUUGUUAAUUAAACAAAAAAUAAUUUUCAUGUGAGUAAAUAUAUACAUUAUACUAUAGGCAAUAUAUUUUAUUGAAGUAAAGCAUUGAUUUGUUUAAACUUUGUAUGAUAAGCUUUCUGCUAAAUUUGUUUUUCAUAAAUUUUGAUGUUAAUCAAUUUAUCAAAUUUAAUAUACCUUAUUCAACAGUUAAUAUAUGGAACAUUAUUUAAUUGUAUAAAUUUUCAAUUGAGUAGUACCAUAAUUAUUGUGUUCCUGUGAAAUAAAAAAAAAAUGUUUUUAUUUCAUUUUAUUUAUUAGGAAAUUUUAAAUCAAGUUAAAUUAUCAUAUUGUAUGUAUGUUUGCAUAGAAUAUUACUAUGUAUACUGAAUUUUGCAUGUAUUUUUCUUUGUUAAUUUCUUAAAGGCUUAGAAAUAAAUAUGCUUUUGGUUGCCCUACCUAAGACAUUUUUUUUGAACUGUUAGCCAUAGACUUUUUAUGCCCUUGCUCUAUUGCCCCUGACUAAGUAAAAAAUGUGCAAUUUUCAACUUGUGUCUUGUGUAACUUGAAAAAACAUUUGACCAAGAAUCAUGAAACUUUAGUUUACAGGACAGUAUGGUCAGUAUGUGUAGUUGUGCAUCUGGGGUUUUAUUUGUUUUUAUUUCCUUUUAAAUAUACUUAAGAACAUAAAAUUGAUUUGAAGUUCUUGCUGCACAAUAUUGGGGGAAAAUCAAGAUGUCAAUAUUAGAAAAAUUGGAAGUUGUCUUUAUGUACAAACCACUAAUGGGUAGUGGGAAUCAUGUAGAAUUUCCUUUAUCUCUCCAUCAUACUGUCCUGCUCUGUAUGUCAGUAGACUAACAAAACAGUAGAAUGUAUGGGCAUCCAUGUCCUAUGGACAUAUUUCUAGGUUGGCCUUUCAUUUUCUGAAUUUCAAAAUUUUGUGUUAAAAUUAUAUCAUAUAUGUGUAUAUGUACCAGUAACUAAUUAUACAAUAUUUUUGAUUAAAAAAAUCCUGCCUAUCCUAUUUUAAGCUCACCUGGGCACAAAAUCCUUACCUGGGCACAAAAUUCUCACCUUGGCACAAAAUCCUUACCCAGACAUGCUUACCUGGACACAUGGCUCACCUGGGCACAAAAUCCUCACCUGGACAUGCUUACAUGGGCCCAAAAUCCUCACCUGGACAUGCUUACCUGGGCACAAAAUCCUCACAUUGACACAUGCUCACCUUUGCUAGGACAUGCUUACCUGGGCACAAAAUCCUCACAUCGACACAUGCUCACCUUUGCUAGGACAUGCUUACCUGGGCACAAAAUCCUCACAUUGACACAUGCUCACCUGAGCUAGGACAUGCGUACCUGGGCACAAAAUCCUCACAUUGACACAUGCUCACCUGAGCUAGGACAUGCGUACCUGGGCACAAAAUCCUCACAUCGACACAUGCUCACCUGAGCUAGGACAUGCGUACCUGGGCACAAAAUCCUCACCUGAACACAUCCACACCAGAACGCUUGCUCAGAGGAUGCUUAUGAUUCUGUUGGCCGUCACAAUCUUUGGAUAUUGAUGGAUUUGAAUAAAGUGUGCAGGAUUAACCCUUUGGUGACCCCUUUAUACAAAUUAUAUGUAUAGUUCUAGUCUGAUGCAUAAAUAGGUCAUCUCUCAAGCUAAAAAUAGUCUUUAGAGCUAAAAAUAGUCUUCAACAGUAUUCCCUUGAGGUUGGACACCCUCUACAAAGUUAUAUGAGUCAGGCCCCUGAGCUCUAAAUUGGCUCCCCACCAAGGGUCACUUAAUUUAUUAACACUUAAAUGGCAGACUACAAUGCCCAGAGCUUAGAUAUUUGGCAUUUAGCAUUGACUAAUGAAUAACAGAAUUUACAUAAAUCAUGCCCUUCUAGGUAAAAAUUUCCCAACCCAGUGACCUAGGGGUCAUUUAGUUUAUAUAGAGUUCUAUAGCAAAUGUGUCUUAAAAAUCACAUCCUCUUAAACAGCAUGGAUAAGAACUUAGAUAUUUGGCACAUAGCAUCACCUUGUGGUCCUCUACAAAUGUUAUAUAGAAAAUACCCUGGUUGUUAAAAUUUAACCCCGCCCUAGUGGUAUCGUAAGUUAUAAAGAUCUGUAUUGUUAACACAUUUGAGACCUCAUGUGUGAAUAACCUAGAUAUUUGGGAUCAAGUAUUUAUUAGAGGACAUCUACAAACAUUUGAAAAAUAAUGAAGCUUUGGUAAAAAAAAAUAAUGAUGCACCAAAUUUGACCUUAUUACAUACUUCUGCAUUAAAUAAUGUGACCUUUUCUAAAAUGAUGCACCAAAGUUGACCUUAUUACAUACUUCUGCAUUAAAAAAUGUGACCUUUUCUAGCAACGAAACUAAGGUGAGUGAUCCAGGACUUACAAAGACCUCUUGCUUCUUCUUAUUUUAGACUGAGACCUGAAACAAAACUUAGCCUUUGAUUGGUAUUAUGAUUUUUUAUGAAUGCAUGUGCAGUUUAAUUGUUAAUUGCUUUUUUCACAUAUGUAUAAAGUAUAUUUUUGAAUACAUUAAAAGUGAAUUUAAAAAUGA